Molecule: messenger RNA, 2799 nt
Organism: Lactuca sativa (garden lettuce)
Lineage: Eukaryota; Viridiplantae; Streptophyta; Magnoliopsida; Asterales; Asteraceae
Source: RefSeq, a predicted model, not a curated record
AAAAGCAACUGGGCUCUAAUCUCUUCCGAAAUCCGCGAAAAUCAUGGGGUUUAUAGAGGAAAACGGUUCCAUCGAUCUUCCUACCAAAACCCAACAAAACCCUAAACUAGUUACAGAGUUUUGAGAAAUCAAGGCGGAAGAACGAGGGCAAAGUCUGAGGAUUAACUCCAGGUAACAUACUAUUAGACAGCCUUCAUUUAUUGAUCUCAUCGUCAUUCUUCACUGAUAUUGUUUCUCUGCUCAUCAUGCCUUUUCUCUAAGCUUAUUUGAAUAUCAAUGUAUAUGGUCUGUUGUUUAGUAAUUGAUUGGCGAAUCCAAUAUUUUGUUGUUUAAAAUCUUCAACUCAAUCUCUCACACAAUGGUUAUUCUUGUCGGUAAAAAUAUAUAUAGGGUUAAGUCUUAUUUUAUGUGGAUCCAGUCCUAGAAAACUGAAUAUAGAUAUAUAAUUAGGAAAAAUCUUGGAAAGAAAGAUGUUUGUAGACAAAUUGAAAAACUACAUGAACAGUGUGUUUCUUUUUUGUAUGAUGGUGAGGUUUAAGGUAGCUUCCUCUUUUCUUUUGUUCUCUGGUACACCUUUUAACAAAGAUCAUUGAUAACCACUUUUUAACUAGAGAGUUGAUAUUCUUAGGAACUAAUAUGAUAUUUGCUUUUUCCCCUUUUAAAUCUGUAUUCGAUCUCAGUUCUAUCCCUACAAAUGUUGCUCCUAAUUUAAAUAACACCCAUUUAUAUGCAAUUUUUGGUUUAUAGCUCCAUAGAAAAAACAUUAAAUUGAUUAUUUUUAUUGGUAAUAAUAGUUGAGAUAGGACAUAUGGAUCAUCAAUGGGUCAAGAUUGGGAAUAGGACCUCUAUCGAGUAUUUUCAUUGAUUUAUUGUUGUUAUUCUUAUAUAAAUUAUAUGUUAACUACUUAAAUGUACUAAUUAUUGAAUGAAAAUUUUGUCUAAAAGAAUUAUUUGCUGCCAUUUAGUCUAUACCUACUUAGGAAAAAUUGUAAAUUGAGUGUUGUUUUACUGGUAAUCAUUCUUAGAUACAAAAUUAAUAUGGAUCAUCAGUGGGUGAAGAAUGGGGAUCGGGUUUCGCUCGAGUAUGUGAACGGGGUAAAGGAAUUUCUAAAUGUUGCCCAACAUACUUUGAACUCCAAUGGGUUAACUUUAUGCCCAUGUGCUAACUGUCUCAAUUCGAGACUACAAAAUAUAGGUAUUAUUGCUGCCCAUUUGAUUAAUAUAGGAAUUGAUAAGUCGUAUACACGGUGGGUGCAUCACGGUGAGGUUGAAGUCGAUGAAGAAGAAGUGGGACCUAAUGAUUUUGUUAAUGAAGAAUUUAGUGGCUUAAGAGAAGGGUUAGAGGAUGCAAUUGGUCAUCAUUUAUUUAAUAUCGACCCUACUAAUGAUUUAUUUGAAAAUCAGCAACCAGUAAUUGGAAAUGCUCGUUACGAGAAGCUGCAUGAAGCUCUAAGUAAUCCUUUGUAUGAAGGAUGUAAGAAUUCUUCUACAUUGACAUUUGUUGUAAAGUUGAUGAAUUUGAAGUGAUGAACAAGUGGUCUGAUAAUUCGUUUGAGAUGUUGCUGAAGUUGAUACAUGAGGUGCUUCUAGAUAGUAAUAAUUGUCCAGAGAGCUAUUAUGAUGUUAGAAUGAUGCUUUGUGAAGCUGGUUUAGGUUAUGAGCUUAUUGAUGUUUGUCAAUAUGAUUGUGCUAUUUUCUAUGGGGACACCAAAGAUGCUAUAGCAUGUCCGGUUUGUCAAAGUAGUCGUUAUGUGCGCAACAAAAUUGCACAUAAGAAGUUGCGAUACUUUCCGCUAGCACCUCGUUUGAAGCGUUUAUAUGCGUCACGCCACACAACCAAGGAUAUGUGGUGGCAUAAAGAAGUUCGCAAGGAGGAGGCUGGAGUUUUGCGUCAUCCUGCUGAUGGAAAGGCUUGGAAACAUUUUGAUAAGUUAUAUCCCGAUUUUUCAGUUGCAUUUUUACUUUAAAGGGAUUGGAGGACCAGUUGAUCCAACAAAGGCAAAGACUACACCCCCUCCAAAUAUGGGUAGCAAAGAUGAUUGGGAGUAUCUUUGUGAUAUGUGGUGUGAGCCAAAAUACAUGGAGACUGCAGAAAAGAGGGUUAUGGCUUGUGGAAAGCGUAAAAUGAAUAAUAGAAAUGGUUCGAAAAGUACAAUACGUUAUCAUAUCGAACGUGGACUUGAUUUGGAUUCUUCAACGAGUCAAAUUGAGACUUGGAGGCUUACACAUUGGGAUGACAAAAAGGGUUGGAGAUCUACUGAUGCAGCUGUAAAAUAUGAAGAAAUGAUGAAGCUGAGAAACGAGCAUACGGUAGAAUCAAUGAGCGACAAUUCUAUUCUAGAGAAGGUACUUGGUCGGAGCUCUGUUCGUUUGUCUGGGUGGGGGCGUGAUCCUGUUGUUAUUAGUAACACCACGGGUACUAAUAAGAAUUCAAAUCACCCUACUUAUGAUGAAUUAGUGGAUGAUACUCAAAAUUUGAAAAGAAGAUGUGCAAUUAUGGAACGACUGUUGAUUGAGAAAAAUAUCAUGCCUCCUCCUUCAAGUACAUCACCAAGACUAUCUGAAGGUGAUACAUCUGACUUUGAUACAUCUACCCACUCUGGACAUGGACAGUCUCAUGGUGAAUAUUAAUGGGUUUGAUCAUAUGGAAUGAAUAAUCAACAAUGUUUAGUAUUUUCAUUAUUCUCGUAGCUAUUAUAACUAGUAUUUUAGUUAGUUGUCUAAGUAUUUCAAGUUAGAUGUUGAACUUUUUUAUUUGUGGUUUGAACUAUGUUAUAACUUUUUUAAUAAAAAAUAGUA